Messenger RNA from Aspergillus steynii IBT 23096, 1984 nucleotides. RefSeq names its product oleate delta-12 desaturase odeA. The transcript is spliced from 3 exons. Gene Ontology annotation, biological process: lipid metabolic process. The coding region runs from base 185 to 1588 and encodes 467 amino acids. Gene Ontology annotation, molecular function: oxidoreductase activity. The record is from RefSeq and is a predicted model, not a curated record. NCBI's taxonomy places the organism in Eukaryota, Fungi, Ascomycota, Eurotiomycetes, Eurotiales, Aspergillaceae.
CCCUUUGUGCCAACCGUUCCAAAGGGCAUCCUUCCAUCCCUAGGAGACGCUCUCUCUUUCUCUCUUCCUCAUCUCCUUAUCUCUCCGGACGGUCAGGAAGCUUCAUCUGCAAACUUUCCCUAUCACGCUGGACCCAUAGAGACUUGAUCUAGUCCCUUGACCACCCGUCCACAACCUCUCCAAGAUGUCUUCCACUGCUCUCCCCAAGCGCGUGGCGCUGCACCGUAACCCGACCACCGACUCCUCCGUGCCGAGCUCGGUCUCCGUCUCUCCUAUGGCGAGCCCUCGUCAGUCUCCCUCGUCGACCUCGCUGUCCUCCAUGGCCUCCGACGCGGAACCCUCCAAGAUGCUGGACACCUAUGGCAACGAGUUCAAGAUCCCCGACUUCACCAUCAAGCAGAUCCGUGACGCCAUCCCCGCUCACUGCUUCGAACGCUCCGCCGCCACCAGUCUGUACUAUGUCUUCCGCGACGUGGCCAUGCUGGGCUCCAUCUUCUAUGCCUUCCACAAUUAUGUCACUCCCGAGACCAUCCCCUCCAUGCCGCUCCGCGUGGCGCUGUGGACUCUGUACACCGUCGUGCAGGGAAUGAUCGCCACCGGCGUGUGGGUGCUGGCUCACGAGUGUGGUCACCAGGCCUUCUCCCCCUCCAAGGUGCUGAACGACACCGUUGGCUGGAUCUGCCACUCCGCUCUGCUGGUCCCCUACUUCUCCUGGAAGAUCUCCCACGGCAAGCACCACAAGGCCACCGGUAACCUGGCCCGUGACAUGGUGUUCGUCCCCAAGACCCGCGAUGAAUAUGCCUCCCGCGUCGGCAAGGCCCUGCACGAGUUGAACGAAUUGAUGGAGGAGACUCCCCUGGCCACCGCCUCCACCCUCCUGCUGCAGCAGCUGUUCGGAUGGCCCAUGUACCUGCUCACCAACGUCACCGGUCACAACAACCACGAGCGUCAGCCCGAGGGCCGGGGCAAGGGCAAGAAGAACGGAUACUUUGGCGGUGUCAACCACUUCAACCCCUCCAGCCCCCUGUACGAGGCCAAGGAUGCCAAGUUGAUCGCCCUGAGUGACCUGGGUCUCGCCAUCGUCGGCAGCGUUCUCUACUACAUCGGUUCGACCCACGGCUGGCUCAACCUGCUGGUGUGGUACGGAAUCCCCUACCUCUGGGUCAACCACUGGCUCGUUGCCAUCACCUACCUUCAGCACACCGACCCCAGUCUCCCCCACUACCGCCCCGAGGUGUGGAACUUCGCCCGUGGUGCCGCUGCCACCAUUGACCGCGACUUUGGCUUCGUCGGUCGCCACAUCUUCCACGGAAUCAUCGAGACCCACGUCCUCCACCACUAUGUCAGCAACAUCCCCUUCUACAACGCCGACGAGGCCAGCGAGGCCAUCAAGAAGGUCAUGGGCCAGCACUACCGCACCGAAGCCCACACCGGCUGGACUGGAUUCUUCAAGGCUAUGUGGACCAGCUCUCGCGUCUGCCAAUGGGUCGAGCCCACCGAGGGUGCCCAGGGUGAAGCCGAGGGCGUGCUGUUCUACCGCAACAUCAACGGUGUUGGUGUGCCUCCCGCCAAGGUUGCUGCCAAAUAGACGAGCUCCCUUUGUCUGGAUUCAUAAAAACAGUGAAAGAAAAAAUAAAGGAAAAAGAGAAUCUUCACCACCCCACUUCGCGGUGCUGUCGCAGGAUCGAAACAGGGCCACGGAAUACGACCCUCGAUUUGCCAUCUCAUAGAGCAACGUCAAAUCCGAUAAAAAGACCAGUCGUCACGGGUUGGUUCGAAGUUCGAAGGCGUAUAGGGGCGGACAGGAUUGUCGAUGUAUCACACAUGUUAUAAUUGCCGUUAAUGUGGGGAGUUUUUGUUUGGAGGCAUGACUUUUGAAUCAUACUUCAUAGCAUAUAUCUGUCAUGUGUUGUUCUGUUUUAGCAGCGAGAAUUAGAAUUGAUUCCAUCUCAAACAUUCGUCUCUUCAAAUCGUACGAGUGACG